UUACGUGAUAGUCUGCCGCGCGCACCAUACCUGCGGCAUUUUGUGUGCCGUAUACUUGGCGUCAAUCUCGGUCCUCAGAGCCAACAAGAGCCAAGCGACUGACCCCAUGGCUCUGGUCGGAAGCGGCCAACUAUACAUAAGGGUCGUCAGGGCCUACGACAUGGUGGACUCGAAGUACCCGUUCGACUCCUUCGUUGUCAUCCGCCUUGAAGACAGCAGGAAAAAACUGCAGACGCCCCUGUUCAAGUGCUCUAGAACGCCGGAGUGGCACAGCGAGUUUGUCGCCUUUUUGAGUGACCUUCGAACCAAGGUACACCUGAAACUCUACAAACAAAAAAUCAUAGUCAAAAAAAACAUCGGUGUUACCUCCUUCAAUGUCAGGGACAUAGCUGCCAACGAGCUGACGAGCAUGGUGCUCUCGCUGAACACCGCGGGCUGCAUCCAAGUGAUCCUUCACUUCCUCCCCCUGAGUACGAACAUUGUUCCCUUCGCGUACAAGAUGCCGACGCUGCGCCUCGUCGUGUCCGGCGACAGGUUCUUUUCGAACGCCCCCCUCUACGGAAUUCUGUACUACGCCAGGCACAACACCAACAAGGUCAGCGAGAUCUCUCUCUCCAUAACGGGUAAGAGCAAAUUUGUGUACCACACGCACAGCGGCGCCGGCCGCUACCAGAGUCACGUAGAGAAGGCCGUCUUUCUCGACAAGAAAAUCCUCUUCUUCGACUACAGCCUCAGCGGCUCCAAGUUGGAGCCGGGCCUGUACGCGUUUCCGUUUUUGUACGUACUUCCGAAGAGCACUCCUCCGAGCUUCAGCGACUCCGAUAUUUCGAUUGAGUACGAAAUAUCUGCCACCGUCUCUAAGCACAACGAGAAGUCCCUGAAGCACAGGCCGACCGUCUUCGUUGAGUACGACGCCUUGAACGCCAGUUGCAUGCUCGAGCCCAAAUUCAAAAAGGGCAAACUGACCGCCGCGCUUUCCCAGCCCCCGAAACUCUUCGUCGGCGAGCGAAAUCCGGUCACUCUGUCGAUUGAAAACCAUAAUGAAAAGCCGGUCAGAAAGUUGACCUUGAAGUUGAGUUACAAAAUCUGCGCGUACUUGAACCAAUCUUGUUAUGGCUUCUCGAAGAAUACCCCAAUGCGGACCAUUCGGAAGGAGGUGUGGCGCGAAAAGCGCAUCGUGAACAUCCUUCCGCAGACGAGCCUCUGCGUCACCUUCGAAAUUUUCAUUCCGUUGGACAGCCCUCCCAGCGCCUUCAGGGAGUCAUCCAGCCUCAUUGAUCUGAAGUAUUUCUUGAACUUUCGUUGCAAAGCGUACAAAAAAAAAAAAUUCAAAAAGGUCAACGUCAUCGUUUCUGCGCGCAGCACCUACCCCUCUUUCGUGUACGCGGCAGAUUCCUUGAACCCGGACAUUCAGCCCAUGCGGUUGAGCAACGACUUGAUUGGAGCCUACACAAUUUACAGGUACCCUACGAGCAGACCGCUGUCGGUGGUUUCGUACGAAGACUUGCCCGAUGCCAUAGCGAAGGACUCCAUGACGUUUCCUCGAUAAACGCCUCCGAGAAUGCGCGCGCGCGGA
This is a messenger RNA of Schistocerca gregaria, 1576 nucleotides long. RefSeq lists its product as uncharacterized. The transcript has 3 exons. Gene Ontology annotation, cellular component: cytoplasm. The record is from RefSeq and is a predicted model, not a curated record. Gene Ontology annotation, biological process: protein transport. The coding region runs from base 107 to 1549 and encodes 480 amino acids. NCBI's taxonomy places the organism in Eukaryota, Metazoa, Arthropoda, Insecta, Orthoptera, Acrididae.